AUGGGUGCAAUCUCCAUCUUAACGGCGGGUCUGAUAAAGACCAACUCCCACAAUGAACUCUUGCCAGGAGAGGCAUUUGUCGUCCGUUUCAAGAAUCCAUGCCGCAACUACCGCACCGACAUCUGGCUCGCGAUCAUCCUCAGCGAAGAGCUUGGACCUGGAAAGCACCUUAGCGGACGCAUGAAAGGUGCCAAGGGUGCCGAUGGCACAUGGGACACCACUCCGAACGAGCGGGUCUACCCACUAUACAUGCCCGGACGCAACAGCUAUCGUUGGUCGCACGUUAGCCACCUAUUCAAACUCCCAGGCCAAGUCCCACCAACUUUCGACCGUACCAGUACCCGUGGUGAUGCGGAUCUCUUUCGGAUGCUGCAAAAGAUUGCGCUCAAGGCUCCAGGUUGCACUUUCUGGGAGAGCAUGGCCGAAAAGGAGAUGACAAUGAAGGGGAAGCGGAGCAGGGAGUUGUCAUUGAUUUUGCCAGAUGGGUACGAAGAUAUCCUUUUGGGUGUCAAGGAUUUGCCGGAAUUUUCAGGGAUUAGUCGGAAACCUGGAUAUCGAUCUGGCUCUGCUACCACCGAUGCUGCUUUUUCUAUGCUACCACCCAAGACACAAGAGUCUACGACCUCGCUCUCGACAGCCAAGAAUCUAGAUACUGCUAGCAACGGGAGGGCUACUAACGGGGGCGAUGGCCUUACAUACCUCAGCUUUCCUAAAGAAAACUACGCGUUUGGCUACACCAACUCAUCGUCUUCUUUUGCGACCAGUUCCAGGAAGUUUGAUGGCUCCAGCUCCAGCUCCAGCUCCGCGUUGGGCAACCGGCAAGUCAAUCCCUUUUCCCAGGUCCCGAAGAAAUUAUUUCUCAAAGUCAAAGAUGGAGCUGAGAAUGGGAGAACGAGUGCCGAUAUUCUUCAGCUAAGUCUAGAGGCAUCAGUUAGGUCAUGGGUGCUGGGAAAACCCGAGGCAGAAGAGAUCCAUUCCUUCUUCAAUCAUAUCGUUCAGCUUCCAUCUCAACCGGAAUUCACACAUAUAAAGUCGUUUUUCCUGACCUCUGAAUUCAAACCUCGCCUGGUUCAGGUCAAUACCCCGGUGGAUAGUGACAACACCCAGGAGGAGAAACCCGCGCUCGAAGUCGGUGAUGUCAGUGGCAUCGGUCGACACUGGCAAUUGCAAGACAUCCGCACUUCGGAUGACUUAUGCGAGGUGAUCCUCUCUCUCGGGAAUCUCUAUACUUUUGCUCGUCGCUUGAACCUGAAUGAGCUGAUCAGAAUGAUCGCGUUCAAGCUGCAGGUUGCCUGGAAUUCCUACCCAGGCCUUUGCCAACUUGAGCCUCUGCUCGAUAUUAUUCUGCUGGUGUUUACGAAUAAUUGCUCAAUGAAAGACCAUUUGCAAGAGUGGAUUCUCAAAUUCGUUGCCGAUGUGCAAGAUCUGCUGCUGCUCGCUUGUUCGGUCAAGUACCAGAUUGUCAUGCGUGAGCUUCCGAGUUUAUACAAUGCUGUCUCUGAUCUGCGUAUGCAGCUUGUCUCCAAAUCGCCGCAGAAAUAUACGGACCAACGCCGUCUGCUUGAGAGCCGUGGGAUUGAUCAACUUUGA
Molecule: messenger RNA, 1590 nt
Organism: Penicillium longicatenatum
Lineage: Eukaryota; Fungi; Ascomycota; Eurotiomycetes; Eurotiales; Aspergillaceae
Exons: 3
Coding region: 1-1590 (529 amino acids)
Source: RefSeq, a predicted model, not a curated record